Molecule: messenger RNA, 1716 nt
Organism: Scheffersomyces coipomensis
Lineage: Eukaryota; Fungi; Ascomycota; Pichiomycetes; Serinales; Debaryomycetaceae
Product: hexadecenal dehydrogenase
Exons: 1
Coding region: 1-1716 (571 amino acids)
Biological process (GO): aldehyde metabolic process
Cellular component (GO): cytoplasm
Molecular function (GO): aldehyde dehydrogenase (NAD+) activity
Source: RefSeq, a predicted model, not a curated record
AUGGCUCCACCAACAAAGACUCAUUCAGUCUCGUCUGAAGAAUCAUUCACUAAAGUUGAUCAAAGUACCACUAUUGAAAAAAAGCAACCAUUCGUUGCUCCUGAUAAUACCAAGAUCUUGGAAUAUACUCCAUUAGAUCAAAUCCCCAUUGGAGUUCAAAAAUUAAAGGAUGCCUUCCAUACUACUCAAAAGACUCAUUCAGUUCAAUAUAGAUUAAAUCAAUUAAGAAAUGUCUAUUUCAAAAUUAAAGAUAAUAUUGAUGAAAUUUGUGAAACUUUAGAACUUGAUUUUUAUAGAUCAGCUUCUGAAACAAAGAAUUUAGAAAUCGUUAUUGGUUUAAAUGAAUUGGUUCAUACCAUGAGUAGUUUACAUAAAUGGGUUAAACCUGAACCCGUCACUGAUUUACCUGUUUCAUUACAAACUAAUCCAAUUUAUAUUGAAAAAAUCCCUCUUGGUGUCGUUUUGAUUAUUUCUCCAUUCAAUUAUCCAUUCUUAUUAUCUUUAUCAGCUAUCAUUGGCGCACUUGCUGCAGGUAACGUAGUUGUUUUCAAACCAAGUGAAUUGACUCCUAAUUUUGCUAAAUUAUUCACUCGAUUAUUAUCUGAAUCCCUUGAUGAAGAUAUUUUCUUCACUAUUAAUGGUGGUAUUGAUGAAACUACCAAAGCUUUAGAACAAAAAUAUGAUAAAAUCAUGUAUACCGGUAACAAUUUCGUUGGAAGGAUCAUUGCUAAAAAGGCUGCUGAAACUUUAACCCCUGUGAUUUUAGAAUUAGGUGGUAAAUCCCCUGCUUUUGUCUUAAAUGAUGUUAAAGAUUCAGAUAUCCCUGUUAUUGCCAGAAGAAUCAUUUGGGGUAGAUUCACUAAUGGAGGUCAAACUUGUGUGGCUGUUGAUUAUGUUUUAGUUCAUGAAUCAAUCCAUAAGAAAUUAGUCGAAGAAAUUAAACGUAUUAUUGACGAAGAAUUUUAUGCUGAAUUCAAAACCUUGGAUAAUUCCGAUGAUUCAUCUACUAUUACUCCAAGUUAUACUCAUGUCAUUCAUGAUCGUGCGUUUAAAAACUUAUCCAAUAUCAUCACUACCACUAAAGGGGAUAUCAUUACUGGAGGUGAAGUUAAUUCCACCACAAGAUUCAUAAGUCCAACUGUGAUUGAUAAUGUUUCAUGGGAUGAUUCCUCCAUGAAAGGAGAAAUCUUUGGUCCAAUCUUACCAAUCAUAAAAUAUUCCAAUUUAUCUACUGCAUUGGAUGACUUAAUAAGUAGUGGUCAUGAUACUCCAUUAGCUCAAUAUAUCUUCACCAGUGGUAAGACUUCUAGAAAUUCAAACCCUCAAGUUAAUCAAGUUGUAACUAAAAUCAGAUCAGGAGCCACCAUGAUCAAUGAUGUAGUGUUACAUGUUGGUUUAGUCAAUGCUCCAUUUGGUGGAGUAGGUAAUUCCGGAUAUGGAUCCUACCAUGGUAUUUAUUCCUUCCGUGCCUUUACUCAUGAACGUACAACCUUUGAACAAAAAUUAUGGAAUGAUACGGCUUUAAAAGCAAGGUAUCCUCCUUAUAAUGAUAAAAAGAAUAAAUUAAUUGAAACUUCCCAAACUAGUUAUGCUGGUAAUGUUUGGUUUGGUAGAACUGGUGAUGUUAGAAUCAAUGGUCCAAAUUCAAUCUUUAGUGUUUGGUAUGGAUUUGUAGGUGUAACUAAAUUAGUUAAUGAUUUAAUUAAUGCUCUUUAA